AUGGCCACAAUGCAUAGCCAGUCUAGGACGGAAUGGGAGGAUGGGGAGACUGCGGAUGUUGAUGAGUUUGGCGAAGCCUCAGUGGAGCCGAUUUCUCUAGAAAAAGAAAAGGACAAACCUUGGCGCGAAUGUGGUCCCACUUGCGACGGGGAAUGGACCUCGUGCUUCGAAGGAGGUUACUUGUUCCGUAUUGUCAGUGAGAAGAAGAAGUGGGCGUUUUAUAAUGACACGAAUAUGUUUGAGAUGCUUGUUGUAUUUACCUUUGGGCGGGACUCCCAAAUAAAGGCCGAAGGGAACACGAAAAUCACGCGUAAUGAAAACGGGGAAUUUGUGGCGACGGCAGUGAUUUACCCACUUGAAACCGUCAUGUUCAUUUCUGGGAACUGGAGUGGCUACCGGAGUCAUGUCGAGGGCCGUCCACUGUCGCGCGGGUAUUUGGAGCGGAUUGCCCAAGCCAAUGAGGGGGACUCGGAGAAGGCAAUGCUGGAGGUGAGGCGGCUGUGCCCUUCCGGUGACGCGGAGGUUGUUUUAGCCGCCUGCAUCGCGCACAGUGCGCCUUUUGUCGACCCCGAAUUUCCGCCGACGUCAAGCUCGCUGGACAAGGGGAAGGGGCUCUUGUCGCCGCUUCCAUGGCGGCGUCCGUCGGAGUAUCUUCCGAAGGAGCUCGCGGGACACGUGGCGCUGUUUCGGAUGCCCGUUACCGCCUUUAGUAUGCGCCGCGGGGACCUCAGCGACUCAUGGGUCAUGACCGCCAUGGCUGCCCUGGCCGAGAAUGCGGAGUACGUCAAAAAUAUGUUUCGCCACCCAGUGGACCGCAGCAGGACGGCCAAGGAAGCGGGAGUAGGAGCCCAUCGAGUGCUGUUGAACAGGGAUGGUAUGUGGAAGUCGUACCUGGUGGAUAACUAUUUACCGGUUGUUGGCAGCGGGCCACGGUUUGCGCAGAAUGGCAGCGACCCAUGUGAGAUGUGGGUGCCGUUGUUGGAGAAGGCGUACGCUAAGCGGAAUGGCGGAUUUGCCAACAUCUGCACGGGUGACCCUCUCAUGGCGCUUUGCGACUUUACGGGUUGCCCAACCACGCGCCUUGACACUGCGUUCCUGGGAACCUCAGAUAAUCCAGACAAGAGCAUUGAGUUUUUUGAACGUCUUGUUGCGUUAUCUGCUUCGGGGCACAUCAUUUUGUUUAGCACGCCUGGUCUCGGCUCUGACAAGGCCAAAUUGAUCAACUACAAGGAGCGGGGCAUCGCCAUUGGUUACGCGUUGGCGGUUCUCAAUGUGCGGCGCAUCAGCGGCUACUGUUUGCUUCGCCUGCGCAAUCCGUGGAGCAGGGGCGUGCGGUGGGAAGGAAAUUGGGGUCCAGCCUCGCGUCUCUGGGACGAGCAUCCCGAGGUGGCGGCAGCGUGCCCCGGCCACGACGGCGCGGAGGGCUCGCUGUGGAUGGACUGGGAUGAGAUGAAAGAGUACUUUGUCGGGUGCGGGGUGGUCUUCAACCUCCUGCGACACUACGACUACCGCGUGCCUGGCAUCUUCGCCGGUGCUGCCCCGAGCGUGUGUCUGGAGAUCGCCGUUGCGGCCCCCGUGACGCUCGCCUCGACGCUGUCGCAGCCGGAGCACCGCGGCACCGAGAGGGAGGCGCUCGACUACGAGCCACUCAUGCUGAGCUUGGCCUACGGCACGGGCCACGCCGAGGAGUUCGCGGUGGUGGCCAACACCUCGAAGGAUGCCGAGAACCCGCACAGCGCCUACGUUUUCCUUCACGGACGUGACUUGAGCAUGAUCUACGAGUUCCGGCCCGAGCACUCCCCAUACUUGCUUCUGCCGCGGCGCAUGGAGCUCGCCGCCGAAACGGAGGCGGCGACGCUGCCCUUUACGCUGGGGCUACACUCGCCCACCCGCAUAACAGAGAGAGGGGCGGUCAGUGUCGCCUUCAGGGCGCUCUCGGCGAGCAAUGAGGUGUUUGAAAACUACCAACAAUUCACCAACGACGGGGCGGCAGUCUCUGCGACGUAUCAAGUCAAGUUCCCCAAUUCCCGCCUGGAGGAAUUGACGGCAGACCGGAUUGUGUAG
Messenger RNA from Trypanosoma conorhini, 2064 nucleotides. Its product is annotated as calpain-like cysteine peptidase. The transcript has a single exon. Gene Ontology annotation, biological process: proteolysis. The coding region runs from base 1 to 2064 and encodes 687 amino acids. The record is from RefSeq and is a predicted model, not a curated record. Gene Ontology annotation, molecular function: calcium-dependent cysteine-type endopeptidase activity. NCBI's taxonomy places the organism in Eukaryota, Euglenozoa, Kinetoplastea, Trypanosomatida, Trypanosomatidae.